GCGAGGGAAGCAGCAGGAGCAGCAGGAGCAGGUGGGCUCAGGCGAACCGUCCCAGUAGCCUGAGCGCGCCGUCGCGUGGAUGGCUCCGCAGUUCGCCAGGAGGGUCGCGCCCCUCGCGGGCGCGUGCCGCAUUGUGCCGCAGUCGUGGUGGCACGCUGGGGACAGCCGUGGCCCGCCGCCGGUCAGAGCAUUGCGCCGGCUGUUAGCCAGCAAGGCGGGCGCUGCCGCCGACCCAGCCGCCAAGCAGCGGGCGGAGGCCGCGAAGCAGGCCGCAAGCCGCAGGAAAAAGCAGGAGUAUGUUGCUGAAUGAAGCAGCAGCUUCCGAACUACUCCAUGUUCACUUGCUGCGGAAAACGCCGUCGGAAAGUCUGCCCAUGGCCGAUUGGGCCCUUCAAGAGGGAUCGAGUAGUUCAUUGGGGAGGUCCUCCUGGAACUGUUUUUUCUUUGUUUAUGACUUGUAGCGUCUGAACCGUUACUCGCGUGAUAGGGCAUAGUCUGACAUAGUGAAGACUCAUGCCGGUAAAGGGAAGGCCCCGCCAGGCCGCCUGUGCGUUGUGCCCAGCGCUGAAGGGGCCCAAUCGUUACGUAUGCAAUAACGGCGUCGUGGCCACGUGGUUGAUGCAUGGCCCACUUACGAUAGAAGGACCCCCUCAUAGCCACCCCAGAGUUCGUAGCUAGCUUAGAAGCGCUCGCAUAGAAAACACAGCCGCUCCAAUUUCUGUCAGUCUGUGCAGCAUCUAUCUUGGCUGUCCUGUACCGCUUAAUUACAUGGAUACGGAAUCACCACAGAUCCUCUCGUCUGGCUACCCGCCUCCUUCUGCCACUUCCCAGGGUGCAAUUCCAGUCGGCACUUUCUUCGCCAUCUGCGCGGGCCUGGGCUGCGGCGCAUACUACGGCGGAAUCCUGGAGGCUCGGUCCAGGGUGUGAAUCGCCCAGGGGGGAUCAAGAGUCAGUAUGGGGGGCAGGGCAUGGUGGUGAAUGUAUCAUUCCGUCACCCCUCUACUUCUUACUCCGGAUGUUGGCCCUUGCCCAGGAUCCCCGCGGGCUGCCCAAGGGAUGUGCCUGUCUCCAAGAGGUGCCCAACCUGGUGCAGGGCUCCGACCUGGAGAGGAUGAUCGCUUGGGUGCACGCUCAGGAUGCGAGCGUGGUGGUGUUUGACCUGGACGGCGUCAUGAGCUCCGCCCGCAGGGACGACCACGGCGUCCCUCUGCAAGAGGUCGAAGGCUACCUCGCCAGGGGCGUCAGCGAGGACUUCAUCCAGGCGGCCCGCGCCCUUUCCAACCGAGGCUUCGGCCUGGCGGCCGUGGCGCUCGCGGCCCCGCCGCCGGCGCCGCCGGUUCCGCCGGCGCCGCCGGCGCGGGGCUGGCGGGGCGCGCCGGGCAAUGCGCCGCGGGACCCGGGGGCGGACCUCGCCGCCGGACCAGAGCUCGCCAGGAAGCUCAUCGCGCGUUGGUGCCCGCAGGCGCAGCCGGCCUUCGAGGUCGUGCUCGGCUACGACCUCGGGGAGGCGCCCGCGGGGCCUGGCGUCCUGGGGCAGCAGAUGCAGAGGAUCGCCGAGCACUACCGCGUGCCAUGCGGCAAGCUGAUCCUUAUCAGCGCCCGCGGCAGGACCGCGAAGAGCGAGGAUGGAUGGCUGCGAUUGGCUGUGACGGACCCCGCCGAAGGGUUCCGCUUCUCGGAUUGCUUCGCGACCAAGCCUUGAGUCUGAGACCUCGCGUGCCCCUCAGACCGUAGUCCGCGCAUCGAUGAACAAGCAGGAAUGAGGGGGAGAGGCAGGAGACCAGUUACGCAGAUUCCUUCGUCACUAGGGCAGACACUCGCCGUGGCCAGGGAGGGCUUCGGGCGGCCUCCGGAAGGUUAAACAAGAACCCGGCGCGACCCCAAAUAGGGA
Molecule: messenger RNA, 1891 nt
Organism: Prorocentrum cordatum
Lineage: Eukaryota; Dinophyceae; Prorocentrales; Prorocentraceae
Source: the annotation of a GenBank genome assembly